Messenger RNA from Didymodactylos carnosus, 4745 nucleotides. Lineage: Eukaryota; Metazoa; Rotifera; Eurotatoria; Philodinida; Philodinidae. The record is from the annotation of a GenBank genome assembly.
AAUUUGAAUAUUAAAUUUUCUUGGUUUUCAUCUUCUGAAAUGUCAUAUUUAAAGUACUGCUGGCGUGAAACAAAACGGUGAAUAUAUUACGGGCACAGACAAGAAAGAAAAAAAUAUAAAGUGCUCACCACAGGAUCUGUCGGUUUGUGGUGACGGGAAAUUAACGAAUCCGACUGGUUCCGGAUAUCGGACUUGAUCUCCGGAUCCUCCAGGAUUCAGAUAUUGAGAAGUGAAAGAAUUGAGCGGAUUCAGGUCUGCGGAUCCCGUCGACAAUCCGAACUGCGGGAAUCACCGGAAUUAAAAGUAUCCUACAGGAAAUUCGAUAAUCGAGUCGAUUUUCUACAUUAUUGGGAAUUAUUUAUAGAAAAUCCUCAGAGAUUUUAUAUAUGGGCUUUUCGAAAAUCAAAAAGUCGGAUUAUUUUCUACUUUCUAGAAAAUCGGUGAGGAUUCUCUAGAUGAUGAGGAAGAACAAUUUGGGUGAGAAUGCUGAUAGUCAGAGACUUGCAAAGUGAAAAUGGCUGAAGAUAAACUUUUUCACUGUUAUUAAAAGCUAUUGAACUUCGAAGUUGAGUGGGGUGUAUUAUUUCAGCUUAUUGAAUAACAAUAUAGAUCGUUUAAUAAUGAAAACCAAAUUCGACAUCCUUCACGUGUUGAACGACUGUUAUUUUAUUUAAAAAAUAAAGAAAAUAAAUGUGAAUUGUUAGGAUCAUGUCUUUAGAUUAAUAGAACCAACUACAUUUUUGGAAGAUGCUAAAUUCAGACAUUAAAAUGAGGAAUAUUAGCAAGAGCGAAUCGCUUUGCGAUCUUCAGAAAGUUGAAGUUGAACUCGACUUUGUCUCACCCAGGCAAACCCAAGAACCUUUUCAGUCCCUCUUUGUGUAGACAGACGAUAGAAGCUUAAGUCUACUGGCUCUGCUAUCUCUGAUGUAACUUUACCUCAGAGGCUGCUAUAUUGCUAUAUAUAUCCACAGUUAACGGAUGGAUAUAGCAAUAAAUAUACUCAGAAAAGGGGUGGAUGAAUUGUUUUUCUAUUUGCUUAAAAUUUAAACUAAUCAAAGAUGCAAAAAAGAAUAAUAUCUGCAAGAUACAAUUACACAUGCAUAUGUAAUAACACAGACCAGACGACACGCGCUAAUCAUAAAAAAUAAUUGUUGAUUUAGGGGCUAGCAAAAAACGUCUUUGAAAAGGCUAGCGUUCAGUUUCUAAAAUGUGCUAUACUAUAGUCAACAUGUUUGUAUUGCGUUUAUCAUUAGGUUGAUUUUGGUCUUUUGCUGGUAAAAGAUAUUUUUCUGAUACGAUUGAGUGAACUAUGUUAUGAAUGAUAAGUUUUGAGAAUUUAACAGUAAAAAACAUUCAGUUGUAUUGCUUGGUCUGAACAAUUACAAUUUUGAGAAUUUUGUGACGAAUUGGUAACUGCAUGUUUGACGAAUCGGAAUCAUCUUUUUUUUCCUGUUUUUAAAUUUGUCAAUACAGCUGUCUUGGACGCAAAGCUUUAUGGCUAGGGGAAAACCAACAGAGAAGUGAAAAAUAAUUUUACAUUCAUUUGUUCAUGUUAACAAAUUUUGACACAAUUUUAUCUCUUUUUUUUUUGUUUUAUUUCCGAUUAUUAUAUAGACAAUCAAAUGGGUACAACAGAAUUUGAAACUCUUUUACAACUAUUCAGAAGUGCAUCUACUAUGAAUCAAAAUAGUGCAAAAAUUUCGUCUGAGGCUGCCGACGGAAUUCAAAAGGACUGGAUGAAUAAUUCAUUUUUCUAUCGUCAAAUAGGACAAGGAUUAUCUGCUGAUUUAGAUCUAACAACAUCGGAUGAUUUCAUAAUGCCAACGCCAGAAGAGGCACCUACCGACUCUAUCAUACAACCAUCACCACAAAAACUAGAUGUUAAGAAACAAGUCACGAAAACAUCAUUAGUUGAAAACAAUAACAAAAGAAAGCAACCAUUAGAUGAAGAAAUAAAUAAAACUGCUGAAUCAUCAUUUGAUGAAAAUGUGAAUCAAUCUCCUACUAAAGCACGUCAAAUCCGUUUAUAUACUUCCAUUCAAUAUCGUACAAUAAAUAAAUACUACCCAUUUAAAAUACAAUUUUUCACCGAUCAAAUUUCAUCCUUGGAUUUAGAACAACACAAAAUGGGCUUAAAAGUAUUUUAUGAUCAAAACGGACUUGUUGAAGAUAUUGAAGCGAAAAUGAAAAAAAAGACGGAAUUUGCUAAAGCAAUUAAACGUAUGAAUGGUCUGUUGUUAAAUGAACAUCGAUUAUUCAACGAAAAUGCUAAAGACUAUGCAAUGAAUAAAGCGAAAUUAGACUAUGAUUAUCAGAAAUAUUCUAUUAUGAGAUAUAUGCAGCAUUGGUUAGAAAAGAAGAUAACAAGAUUAAAAUCAUACCCGCAAUAUUAUCAAGAAUUUAUGAAAAUUCCACUCAAUUCAUAUGAGUUAAUGAAUCCAGUCAAUUUUGCAUUUAUUUCUAUAUUAAGAGUUGGCACAUUACCUUUACUAUUUGUACCUGAAAUUCUGAACGAAACGUUUUUUAAAUGCAGUGAUGAUAGAGAUAAAAUGGUUUCAAAACGAUUUUUAUCAACUGAUACGCCAACAAGAUUAACAAGUUUAAUGGAUGAUCCAAAUAUAUUAUUGAUAUUGGCUCAAAAACAUGUUGAUAUUGUUUUAUCAAAAUCUUCGUUUCAAGCGUUAAUUGAACUAUUUUCAACGACGGAUAUGAAAUCUAUUCAAAAUUCAUCAAGUUUAUUAUUUAAAAUUCGAGAAUUUCAGUUGAAAUCUGACACUGAUCUUCAAUCAACUACAACAAAUAAACAUAAAGUUUUAUUUUUUGAAAAACCCUUACCAGAAAAAUCUUAUUCAAAACGUCAAUUGAAUAUGAAAUAUUUCAAACGUUCAUUUCGAUCAUUUUUAAUGGGUACAACGCAAGAUAAACAACAACAUUUUAUUCCAUUUGAAUAUAUUACAACACCUAUGAAAGAACAUCAAUUAACUGAAUUUAAGAUUCCUGCUGAGCCCAAAAUAGUUAAUCUUCCACAAAAACUUAAUUUGGAUGAGGAAAUCGAAGAAGAAAAAGAAGAAUUAAUACCAGAAAACGAUGAGGAAGAAGACGAACCAACAUUGUUGAUAAGCACUGAUGGUGAUGUUGAACAGCAACAAAAAGAAUUCAAAAAAGAAAAACAGCGUAUUAUUAAAUCUAUUCCUGUUCUUAGCACCGAAUACGAACAACAAAGACAAGAGACAGGACCUGUUCCUGUAACAACUACUGUCCGUUUAACAGUUCCCCAAUCUCUGAAUUAUGAAUAUUCUUUAUGGCAAAUGGGCAAUUUAACUCUUCUCAUACGGACAACCUACCAUGGUUAUCUAAAAAAUGAUCAAGAACAGCAGUGUCAAACGUGUAUACCAAAAUUAGAAUAUCAACCACAAUUUGGUUAUGAACAAAUAACUGAUCAAGAAUACCGGAAACUUUGGACAGAAUCUUAUCUCCGAAAUGGAUGUCAUAUUUUACUUGGUCGAAUUAAUGUAUUCACUGAGCAAUUAUUGAAAAUUGAAAAGUUUUCCUAUCUUGAUAUUGAAAAACAUUUGAAAGAAUGUGAUAUCGAUAUGCUUAAACCAUUGAAAAUGAUUUACAGUUUAUUAUAUGGUUUAUAUAGUUUAGAACCAAAUUCGUAUAUUUUAUCAUGUCCAUGGAAUGAAAGUCAAAUAUAUUUAUAUAAUGCUACAAAAAAAUCAACAUCGGAUGAUUCAACGCUUUUAGAUCUCUAUUUAUCACCGGAAACGAAUAGCUUACUCAUCGAAAAUAAUCCCUCAAAACAAAUAUCGUGGCAACCGUUAACACCCACUUUAUUGAUGCCUUAUCAUAGAAAAUUUAAUCGUAUCCCGUUAACAUUUACUCCACGACACAGACGACUUUAUGAUAUCGAUUUUGAAGCUAUUCAUCAACAACAAACACAUCGACGAUUCGGUACAAAAUCAAAACGAUUGGCAAACACUACGAACAAUAAAAUUAAAAGUGUUAUUCAGAAGAAAAAACGAGUGAAUAUGGAUGAUUAUUCAACAAAAAUCAGAAUUGAGGCUGAAAGAUUAAUAAAAACAGAAUUUCCCGUAAAAGCAUUAGAAUUAGAUGCACUAGUUUCGAGUCAAUCAUUGUCAUUUUCCGAAGUUCCAAAAGUUCGUCAUGAAGCUCGUUUUCCGACUGUAGAUGAAUUAGUUACUCAUUUUUUACAAAAGAACACCAACACUACAAACAACAACAAUAGUGAUGUAAUCGAGGAUCGUAAACAUAAAAAUGUUAAAAAGCGAAAAAUCAAUGAUGAUCAAUCACCAAUAUCAUUUUCAUCCAAAGAAAUAGGAACAAGUGUAUUUUUAUUUCCCUGUGGUCUUAUUCCAUCGAACGGGAUUAUUCAAUUGUUAGAAGAUAAACUGAAACCGUAUAUAUUUCAUUUUCUCGAUAGUAUUGCAAUUAUAAAAUUGUGGAUACAAUUGUUAAUUCCAAAAGUUGAAGAUGGAAAUAAUUUUGGAGUAUCCAUUCAAGAAGAUUCUCUAACUGAAAUACGCACACUCGAGACGGAUGUCACUCAAUAUUUGGAUUUAACUUAUAAAUAUUUAGUUUCACGUGGUGAAUUAGUUAAGAAAGUCGCAAAAUAUCCACAUGUUGAAGAUUAUCGACGUUCGGUACAAAGUUUAGACGAAAAACAAUUUGUAUCAAUGAGAUUUAUUGCACUCGAAUUAAGAAAUCAUUAUGUACGUCCAUAA